GAUGGCGGAGUGGCGACGGACGGCAACCUCCCGACUUUCGGAAGGUGGCGAAGACGCGAAAGAACGUCCUUCGCCGGCCGCUGUUUGCUGAAAACACGGCGUGAUGUGCAAAGGAGUGCGGAUGAACACACGGAGGUGUGGAGUACUGCCGUCCUUGUAGCAUAAACAAAAGCAUGGGCCAAGGUAACAGCAACGCGACGCUCAGGGAACUGUGGAUGGCCUCGCUGUGCGCCCUGGCGCUGUCCACGUCGUCUCCGGUGCUGUGGAACGUGGAAAUACCGAGUCCUCCAACCAGGAGCGACUUUGGAUCAUGCGAGCCCGUCGCUGGCCGCCGACCGAAGAUGUACGGACCGUCGCUGCCGUCAUCCGGCGAUCUAGUCAUCAACGUGACCCUGCUUCUGCCUGCGCUUCACCAGGGAGUGAGGGAGAGCGUGAAGUACCUGCAAAAACACGGCUUCCAGAAGUCCAAGUACGAGAACGUUACCUGGCCCAGGCUGAGACGACGUCCUGGGGCUCGAGAGUACGAGACCGUGGCCUACGCCUCUCAAUUUGCCACAGAAUACAUCACUCGCAGGUUAAAACUGGCGCCGGACGACGUCCACGGUGCCGUCAAGUGUGUCGACGUCAGAGACACGGCGCUGGGCCGCAUCUGCCCCAGGGAGCUGAUCGACGAGGAGGACGUGGUGUGCCCGCGGAAAACGCUGCACUAUCGCACCCCCGACGGCACCUGCAACAACUUCGACCGACCGUCGUGGGGCGCCACCUUCUCGACGCUUGUGAGGCUGCUGCCCGCCAGGUACGCCGACGGCAUAUCUAGACCCCGCGUCUCGACCAGCGGCUCUCCGCUGCCCAGCGGUCGCUCGGUCAGCCAGACGCUGACCACCCUCCGGGACCGGACGGGCAGCUCGGACGACCCGCGGGUCACCCUGAUGCUGAUGCAGUGGGGUCAGCUGGUCGACCACGACGUCUCGCUGACCACGCUGUCCGUGUCCCGCUCGGGGUUCCCGCCCAAGUGCUGCCGUCCUCUCAUGUCUCCCGAGGACGUGCACCCGGAGUGCAUGGCCAUCGCGGUCUCGUGGCGGGACCGGUUCUACCGCAAGUUCGACGCCACCUGCAUGGAGUUCAGCCGCUCGGCGCCCGCCGCCAAGCGAGGCUGCAGGUUGGGUGCACGUGACCACACCAAUCAAGUGACGGCGUUCAUAGACGCCUCCACGGUUUACGGUUCGACGGCCGAGGAGACAAACCAGCUGAGGUCGUUCAGGAAAGGCAUGCUUCGGACCCUGGAUACUAAGUGGUCCAAGCCGCUGCUGCCUCCAGGUUCCGAGGCCGAGAUCCUGGAGUGCCAAGAGAGGGGCCGCAACUCCAAGUGUUUCAUGGCAGGUGACUCUCGUGUGAACGAGCAACCGGGUCUGACGGCACUCCACACCAUCUGGAUGCGGGAGCACAACCGCGUGGCGCGCCAUCUGUCCACACUCAACCCUGGCUGGGACGACGAACGACUCUUUCAGGAGGCUAGGCGAGUGGUUGGCGCAGAGGUGCAGCACGUCACGCUGACGGAGUUCCUCCCCGCCGUGCUGGGCGAGUCGGUGGCACAGAUCUUCGGUCUCAAGCCGGCCACGUCGGGCCACUGGCGCGGCUACGACACCACGGUGGACCCCGGCGUGUCGAAUGUGUUCGCCGCGGCCGCCUUCCGCUUCGGCCACAGCCUGGUGCCGCACGCCUUUCACCGGUACGACAAGAGGCACCGGCUCCUUCUCAAUGACACCCCUCUUCACUCGGAGUUCUUCAACCCGACGCACCUGUUCCGACCGGGCGCCGUGGACCGUCUCGUCCUGGGUCUGGUCAACCAACCGGCAUCCGGCAUGGACGAGCAGCUCAGUCCCGAGGUGACCAACCGGCUGUUCCAGCCGCAGGGCCAGGACUUCGGACUCGACCUCAUGGCGCUCAACGUGCAGAGGGGUCGCGACCACGGACUGCCGCCCUACGUCGCGUGGCGGCGCCACUGCGGGCUGCAGCCGGUGCGCGGAUUUCAAGACCUUGAGCAGUUCGUAGGACCAGCCGCGUCUCAGGCGCUUGGGAAGUUGUACGCGUCUAUCGAUGACGUGGACCUGUUUCCGGCUGGGAUCGCGGAAAAACCCGUGCUGGGUGGCGUGGUGGGUCCCACGUUCGCCUGCCUCAUCGCAGAGCAGUUUGUGCGCAUGCGCAAGGGCGACCGCUUCUGGUACGAGAACGGGGGCCUCGCGUCCUCCUUCACCAGUGAUCAGCUGCGUGAACUGCGCAAGGUGACGUUGGCGCGGGUGCUGUGCGAUAACCUGGAUGACAUCGAGACGAUCCAAGCCCGAGUCAUGGAGCAGGUCGACCAAAGACGGAACAGAAGACAACCGUGCAUGAGAAUCCCGGAGAUGAACUUGUCGUUCUGGAAAUAUUAAUAUAUUCGUACAACUGAACGGA
Molecule: messenger RNA, 2451 nt
Organism: Rhipicephalus microplus (southern cattle tick)
Lineage: Eukaryota; Metazoa; Arthropoda; Arachnida; Ixodida; Ixodidae
Product: salivary peroxidase/catechol oxidase
Biological process (GO): response to oxidative stress
Molecular function (GO): peroxidase activity; heme binding
Source: RefSeq, a predicted model, not a curated record